UAUAUGUCGUAAUUAUUUGAGGCGGCCGGAAAUAGUUUAUGUUUUUGAAGGAAAGAGGAGUGUUCCGAAUCUUUGGUUCAGUUAUCUAAUGUUCUUUCUUCAUUCUAUGCACUGUUAGCUUUCGUAUUUUUACAGAGUUGUACCCUGCUAAUUUAGUGGAACGAUGUCGGUUGGACCUCCCAACCGAUCUUCUACCGGUUGGCCACGCCGUGGACUCAACCAGAUCGAAAUGAGCCCGCUGUCCAAACCUCUCACGCUGGAGAGAACCAUCAAUUUAUAUCCCCUUACAAAUUACACGUUUGGUACAAAGGAACCUCUUUACGAGAAGGACAGCUCUGUGGGGGCUCGAUUUGAGCGGAUGCGCGAGGAGUUCGAAAAGAUAGGCAUAAGGAGGGCAGUGGAGGGGGUUCUGAUCGUGCACGAGCACAGGCUACCACACGUUCUACUACUGCAGUUGGGGACAACCUUCUUCAAACUUCCUGGUGGAGAGUUGAAUGCAGGUGAGGAUGAAGUGGAAGGACUGAAGCGAUUGAUGACAGAGAUCCUGGGUCAUCAGGAUGGGGUGAAGCAGGACUGGGAGAUUGAUGACUCUAUUGGAAACUGGUGGAGACCCAACUUUGAGCCCCCACAGUACCCCUACAUCCCAGCACACAUUACCAAACCCAAGGAGCACAAGAAGCUGUUCCUUGUUCAGUUGCAGGAAAAAGCACUGUUUGCAGUGCCCAAGAACUAUAAGCUGGUGGCUGCCCCUCUGUUUGAGCUGUAUGACAAUGCGCCAGGCUACGGGCCAAUCAUAUCCAGUCUCCCACAGCUUCUGAGCAGGUUCAACUUAAUUUACAAUUAAGUCCCUACAACCUGAGUGUGGUGAGCAGGGACUGUCUCUGUGAGUUCAGUCUGGGCAGAGGAAAAGGGGCAAGCUGGAUUUCACUACACCUACCUUUAAACAGAGUACCCAGUAGUACUACACAUUUGAAUAUUGAUCUGUAUAGAAAAUAAGAUGAUGUUAUUAAUCUUUUUCUGUCAACUUUUUUAUGCUUACAGAACUAUAACUUUGUGACAUGAAACAUUUUUGUAUUCACACAAAAGUUGAAUUUGUAUGUUUGUGUAGAUGUGUUAAGAAAAUAAAACCGUGUGUUUUUAGUCGUUGUAACAUA
Coregonus clupeaformis (lake whitefish) is the source of this 1154-nucleotide messenger RNA. RefSeq names its product cleavage and polyadenylation specificity factor subunit 5. The record is from RefSeq and is a predicted model, not a curated record. Gene Ontology annotation, molecular function: mRNA binding. Gene Ontology annotation, cellular component: mRNA cleavage factor complex. The transcript is spliced from 7 exons. The coding region runs from base 164 to 844 and encodes 226 amino acids. Lineage: Eukaryota; Metazoa; Chordata; Actinopteri; Salmoniformes; Salmonidae.